UAAAAACAAGGAAAAAUCAAAAAUUAUUAAAUUAAUAAUUUUAAGAUAGAAAUAGACUAAAAAUGGGUACGAAUAUAUCACAGUUAGAAAGAGACAUUGGAUCUGAUUUCCCUGCAAAUGAACACUACUUUGGAUUAGUGAAUUUUGGUAACACCUGCUAUAGUAACUCUGUGUUACAGGCUCUGUACUUUUGUAAGCCUUUCCGUGACAAAGUUCUUGAGUACAAGUUGAAGAACAAAAGAAAUAAAGAAACUCUGUUAACAUGUCUAGCUGAUUUAUUUUAUUCAAUUGCGACACAAAAAAAGAAGGUCGGUUCAAUUGCACCGAAGAAAUUCAUAGCACGUCUAAGAAAGGAAAAAGAAGAGUUUGACAAUUAUAUGCAGCAAGACGCACACGAGUUCCUUAAUUUCCUUAUAAAUCAUAUAAAUGAAAUAAUUCUUGCGGAGAGAAAUCAGGGAAAAGUCAAAGCAUCCACAGCAGGUGUAUCAAUCACAGAAAAUGGAUCAACUUUAACAAACAAUAAUAAUUCACCCAAUACAGCAACGACUGAGCCAACAUGGGUACACGAAAUAUUCCAAGGUGUUCUCACCAGUGAAACUCGAUGCCUAAAUUGUGAAACGAUCAGUAGCAAGGAUGAAAACUUCUUCGAUCUACAAGUUGAUGUUGAUCAAAAUACGUCUAUUACGCACUGUCUAAGAUGCUUUAGCAACACAGAAACAUUGUGUAGUGAUAAUAAAUUUAAGUGUGAUAAUUGCUGCUCUUAUCAAGAGGCUCAAAAAAGAAUGCGUGUUAAAAAGUUGCCAAUGAUUCUUGCACUUCAUUUAAAAAGAUUUAAGUACAUGGAACAGUAUAAUCGUCAUAUUAAGGUGUCACAUCGUGUUGUCUUUCCUCUAGAACUUCGUUUAUUCAAUACUUCUGAUGAUGCUGUAAAUCCAGACAGAAUGUAUGAUUUAACGGCUGUUGUCAUUCAUUGCGGAUCAAAUACAAAUCGUGGUCAUUAUAUUAGCAUUGUAAAGAGUCAUGGUUUUUGGCUGCUGUUCGAUGAUGAUAUGGUGGAUAAAAUUGAUGCUAGUGCAAUUGAAGACUUUUAUGGCUUAACUUCAGAUAUUCAAAAAUCAUCUGAAACAGGAUACUUACUGUUUUAUCAGUCACGUGAUGCUGAGAAGUAAGCAAUACACUUUAAUGCGUUAAAUUUAAAAUUAAUACGAACAACACAGAAUAAUUGAAAACUAGUGAAGACUAAUGCUUCGAUAACAUAUGAAC
Molecule: messenger RNA, 1263 nt
Organism: Chironomus riparius
Lineage: Eukaryota; Metazoa; Arthropoda; Insecta; Diptera; Chironomidae
Source: the annotation of a GenBank genome assembly